AUGGUUGGAGAGCUCGAGGAGGACGGUCGUGCUGGAAGAGGCCGCCACGUAAGCACCUCUGGUUUUGAAGUGACCGUGACCGAAACCUCAAAUGAGGGCCCUAAUGAAAUUGGGAAUGGAACAGUGGAACAGGGUAUGAGACACGGUGAUCUCCCCUCGCAUUCACGUCACCGUCAAAAUGAGGCCAUGAGAGAUGUACCUCUCGACCGAGAAAUGGCUGCAUCUGCAGAUCCUGAGGCUGUUGACGAUGCCGAGUUUGACAACAUUGACCUCAUCGAUGAUAUUGAGGUAGUUGGAGAUCACGAUGAGCCUUCAGCUGUCGGCAUAGAUUCUGAGAACGAGACAAUGGCGGAGGAUGCGGUCGACUCACCUUCCGAGGACUGUCAUGCCGACCCUCGCGAUGAUACCGGAGAUUACAGUAACACAUCAGUCCCACGUAGCGGCGGCGCCUAUGUUGGUGCCAGACAGAACGAAGCCAGCAAUUCCUUCAUUAAUCUAACUGGAGAUGCUGAGAUCGAAAAUGGGGUCGAUAUCCCAGGCUCUGAUGGGGACACUUCAAACUCAGAUGGGGGUAAUCUAAUGUUGAUCGGAACAGGCCCUGGCGGCGAUGGGACCAACGGUGGUGGUUCUCUCGAAGAGAUUGACCUCGAUCACAUCCCAAGUGUCCGCCGUAAUCGACAGAUGACAGAUUUGAACAACGACGAAGAGAUUUCUCCAGCCACCAAGCGCCUACGUACAUCCGAUCAAAACACACCUGGAGGAAGUACCAGCACCGGUGAAAAUGUCAGUUUUGGCCCUGCUUUGGAUAACGUCGACGUUAUUCCAGUCACGAAUGCUGGGGCGGGCAAUCCUUCAUCUAUCCAAUGGCGACAUUUGACCCAGGGCAAGAAGAACGGCACAGGCUACGACCCAGAACUCCUCCAUCGACUUAUUCAAACUGGUAGCUCUGAUGUUCGCAGCUGGUCCGCUAAUGUUCGAUUUAGUGGAUUCUGUAUGUUCAUACUCAAUGUCAUUCCACUUGAUCAAAACUCGCCAGAUGCGGAUGUCGACAUUCUGGCGGGAUCCAUCUCAACAUGGGCCCGAACUGAGCUUAACAGCAGCUUCUCCCCGGUAAUUGAGAAUGGCAUGACCGUCGGUUAUACGGUGAGAGAUGCCCCCAUCGGAGAGGCUGCUACCACUGCUAGCAAUGGUGGAGCUGAUGGCAACGAUGGCGACGAUGGAGGUGAUGGAGAUGGUGAGCGUUUUAAGGUUGUUGAGAUGGUAUUGGCGUAA
Messenger RNA from Fusarium fujikuroi IMI 58289, 1272 nucleotides. RefSeq lists its product as uncharacterized. Lineage: Eukaryota; Fungi; Ascomycota; Sordariomycetes; Hypocreales; Nectriaceae. The transcript has a single exon. Bases 1 to 1272 code for a protein of 423 amino acids. The record is from RefSeq and is a predicted model, not a curated record.